Molecule: messenger RNA, 709 nt
Organism: Gastrolobium bilobum
Lineage: Eukaryota; Viridiplantae; Streptophyta; Magnoliopsida; Fabales; Fabaceae
Product: thioredoxin-like 3-3
Exons: 4
Coding region: 64-576 (170 amino acids)
Source: RefSeq, a predicted model, not a curated record
GGAAGGGAGAGCGAGAGAGAUAGUGGUAGACCGGUAGGUUAGGCGUUAAGAAAAGAGACAAGAAUGGAGGGAAGCAUAGGCAUGGGUGUGAGUAGCACUAGCAGCAACGAAGACGAUAAAGCAAAGAAAGGGUUAGAAGGCACUGCCAUUGAUUUACCCAUUAACCGUCAUGCCAACUUGAAAAGCGCUUCCAGCGAUGACGACUUCACUCACAUUCUCGCACACAUCAAAUCCUCCAAAACUCCCGCUGUUAUCAAUUAUGGCGCUUCUUGGUGUUCGAUGUUGGAACUCUUCCAAUAUUUGACUUCAGUGGAAAUUCGGAACCCUAUAGUUUCGGGAAACCAUCUCCUUUUCUGGUGUCGCGUUUGUAGCCAAAUUCUCCCCGCAUUCUGUAGGCUGAGCAAUAAUUUCCCAAAGCUUUCCUUUAUAUAUGCAGAUAUUGAUGAAUGCCCGGAGACAACUCAACACAUUCGAUAUACCCCGACCUUCCAAUUUUUUCGAGAUGGUGAAAGGGUAGAUGAGAUGUAUGGUGCUGGAGAAGAAAGGCUGCAUGAUCGCCUGUGGUUGCACUCUUGAGGAAAUGUAAGAGAUAAACAUUAUGUUUGCAAUUUCUCAAUAGAUGUAACAUUGUCAAUCAUCAAAAAUUCAGUGAAUGUCACGAUAAAACCUAAUUAUUGCAUGUCUCCAUUAGAAACUAGGGCCGUAGGAA